This is a messenger RNA of Aspergillus campestris IBT 28561, 1293 nucleotides long. Its product is annotated as Bax Inhibitor family protein. Gene Ontology annotation, cellular component: mitochondrial inner membrane. Bases 23 to 1033 code for a protein of 336 amino acids. The transcript is spliced from 2 exons. NCBI's taxonomy places the organism in Eukaryota, Fungi, Ascomycota, Eurotiomycetes, Eurotiales, Aspergillaceae. The record is from RefSeq and is a predicted model, not a curated record.
CCUCUCCCAUCGUCCAGCAAUCAUGGCGUUCUUCAUGCGACGCCCGUUUGCUAUCCCGACGGCUCUCCGUCAGGUCCCCAAGACCGUCAACAACACCACUCGGUUUAUCCACAACUCGCCUUUAAAGCCUAGCCAGCCCAAGCCCAUUGCUGGACCCUCCUCCGUCUUCGCAAAGUCCAGACAGACUUUCCAGAAUGCCUUCCGUCGCACGUACAUGCAGCCGACCUACAACGCCUCGAGUGGCAAUCUCUCCCAGCGACUUCUGUACGGCGCGGCCAUCGUGGGUGGCACGGUGUUGGUAACCAACUUGAUCUUCAACCGUGAGACCCGCGAGGAUGGCGGCAUGCCCGCUUACGAACGGAGCUUCCUGAACGAGACUUUCAUGCACACUGGACUUGGUAUUGGUAUUAUCGGUAUUGCUGCUCGCGCUUUGCACAUGAACGGAUGGUCCUUCCGUCUGAUGUCCGCUAGCCCUUGGGCUGUCAUGGGUCUCGGUCUGGUGGCGAGCAUCGGCACGAUGUACGGUACUCUCUACACUUCGCCGGACAACUAUGUGGUCAAAUACGGUCUUUGGUCUGCGUUCAACCUCACCCAGGCUGCGCUGCUCUCGCCCCUGAUGUUCAUGCACCCCGCUCUGCUCGCUCGCGCCGGUCUCUACACUGUCGGCAUGAUGGGCUCCAUCGCUUUCGUCGGUGCCACCGCUAAGCAGGAGAAGUACCUAUACCUGGGUGGCCCUCUCCUCGCUGGUGUGACCAUCGUCGCUCUCUCCGGUUUCGCUCCUCUGGUCCUCCCCGCCACCGCGACCCGCACCCUGAUGUGGUCCGAGAGGCUCUGGCUGUACGGUGGUCUCGCCGUCUUCGGCGGCUUCACCCUCUACGACAUCCAGAAGAUCCUGCACCACGCCCGCCUCGCCGAGAGGGGUCUCGUCCGCCGCGAUGUCGUCAACGAGAGCAUCAGCCUCGAGCUGGACUUCCUCAACAUCUUCAUCCGCAUGGUCCAGAUCCUCAGCAUGCAACGCUCCAACCGGAAAUAAGCGACUCUCCUCCAUUAGGUAGAGCCACUUCUUUUUGGCUAGACCUACUAGUAACAUUGCUUGUUAAAUAUCGUUAGCACGGUGACUUCCGUCUCACCCUCUCAACCAGACCUUCACGGCUUCUGCCUGAGCUGAGCCGUCUCUGGGAAGAAAGUGGAUGCCCAUUUGUGGUCGCAUUUUUGUUCACUCAUUGUUCACUCAUUGACUGCUGCUUAAUCUCCAUUUUGUACAAUACUAUGUCGGUCGUGUGAUUUUUUUUU